AUGGGGGCCCCACAGAAUCUUGAUCACCAGUCCAGCGACGUUCUCCGUCUUGGAAGCGGCGGAGGAGGAACCGCAUCACGCUCUUCCUCUGAUCUCAUUGCUGCAAAUGCUUCAGGCUACUUCAUGCAAGAGCAAAACCCUAGCUUUCAUGAUCAACAAGACCACCAUCAUCAUCAUCAUCAACAAGGGUUCUUGGCUGCGAACAAUAACAUCAAGCCAUCACCGAUGAGUUUUCAACAGAAUCUGAUGCAGUUCUCACAUGAUAACCAUAACCCUGCUUCCUCCAAUCUCUUCAAUCUCAGCUUCCUCUCUGGAAACAACGGAGUUACUUCUGCAACAAGCAACCCUAAUGCUCCCGCCGCUGCUGCUGUUUCUUCGGGUAAUCUUAUGAUGUCAAACCAUUAUGAUGGAGAAAAUGCAGUUGGAGGAGGAGGAGAAGGAAGCACUGGUCUCUUCCCUAACAAUCUGAUGAGUUCUGCGGAUAGAAUCAGCUCAGGAUCAGUCCCUUCACUCUUUAGUUCAUCAAUGCAAAAUCCAAAUUCAACACCUCACAUGUCAGCAACUGCCCUUCUUCAGAAAGCUGCUCAAAUGGGAAGCGUUAACGGAGUAGACUCUCCUUUUGGUUCAUACGGAGGAGGAAACAAAGGGUUAAGCGCUGAUAAACAGAGCAUGACUAGAGAUUUUCUUGGAGUUGGACAGAUCGUAAGAAGCAUGAGUGGAAGCGGAGGAGAAAGAGUUGGCUCGUCGUCGGAUUCCGCCGAUAGAAGCAGCAUGAAUGUGAAUACCGGUGGUGGUCCGGCAAGUACUUCACCACCUUAUGGAAUCCAUCAUGCGAGUUUCUAA
Camelina sativa (false flax) is the source of this 843-nucleotide messenger RNA. NCBI's taxonomy places the organism in Eukaryota, Viridiplantae, Streptophyta, Magnoliopsida, Brassicales, Brassicaceae. The record is from RefSeq and is a predicted model, not a curated record.